Molecule: messenger RNA, 1529 nt
Organism: Mangifera indica (mango)
Lineage: Eukaryota; Viridiplantae; Streptophyta; Magnoliopsida; Sapindales; Anacardiaceae
Product: 60S ribosomal protein L18a-2-like
Exons: 5
Coding region: 1012-1476 (154 amino acids)
Biological process (GO): translation
Cellular component (GO): cytosolic large ribosomal subunit; ribosome
Molecular function (GO): structural constituent of ribosome
Source: RefSeq, a predicted model, not a curated record
CAGGCUGUGUUUGUAGCCCUUUGAACGUGUUAAACGUGCAAGAAAGAGUCAAGGAAAAUUGUUGUCCUUUAGGAUUAGUGGUAGCAUUUUCUGAUUUAGUUGCUAUUUUCCUGUUUAUGGACCAUGUUCUCCAUUUAUUUCAUUUUUUAGUUGUUUUGUUCAUGUAUUUAAGUGACUUUGAUAAAUGAAAUCUGUGGACAUUUUUUCAGUUUAUUGCAUGUGUAUUGCACUUGUUUUUGUUUAAAAAAAGUCUACAAAUGGUAUCAAAGCCCAUUUCUUAAGGGAUCUGUAAUCUGAGAGUGAGCGAGUUGAAUGGUUCAAAUUAAACACUUUUUCUUCCCAACUCUUAUUUCACGUGCAAAGUUAUAAUGAGCUCAAACAACUUUUCUCCUAUUCCACCUCCUGUGUUCACUGGUGAAAACUGCCGAUCGUGGGCUGUCAAAAUGACAACAUAUUUGCAAGCAUGGGAUCUUUGGAAAGCAGUGGGAGAAGAGCUAGUUGUUCCACAACUGGUAGAUGAUCCCACAAUGUAGGAAAUUAGGAAUCAGAAGGAGAAAAGGUCUAGGCUUUUUAAGGCCAAGACAUGCCUAUAUUCAGUAGUAUCAGAAACAUUGUUUACCCGAAUUAUGAACCUGGAAACAACUUUCCAAAUUUGGAAGUAUCUCAAGGAUGAGUUUCAGAGCAAUGCAAUAACAAAGAGCAUGAGGGUCCUGAAUCUAAGGAGAGACUUUGAAUUGCAGAGGAUGAAGGACUCCGAGACUGCAAAGGAGUACGCAGAUAGAUUGCUGGAAAUUGUCAACAAACGCAGACUUAUUGGUGAAGAUAUGCCAGACAGUGGGGUGGUCGAAAAACUGUUGGUGACUUUUCCAAAAAGUUUUGAAGCUAAGAUCUCUGCAUUAGAGGAAAUUAAAAACCUCACAGAGAUCACAUUGGCUGAGCUUCUUAAUGCAUAAGAAGCUCAUGAGCAAAUAAAGAAUAUUAGAGAGGAAGUCACUCUUCUACAGAAUCAAAAUGUUUCACCAGUACCAGGUGGUGGGAAGAGCUUUGCCCACAGAAAGUGAUGAGCAUCCCAGGAUCUACAGAAUGAAGCUCUGGGCUACCACUGAAGUUCGUGGCAAAUCCAAGUUUUGGUAUUUCUUGAGGAAGCUGAAGAAAGUUAAGAAGAGCAACGGGCAAAUGUUAGCAAUUAAUGAGAUCUUUGAGAUGAAUCCUACCAAAGUUAAGAACUAUGGUAUCUGGUUGCGAUAUCAAAGCAGAACUGGGUAUCACAAUACGUACAAGCAAUACCGAGACACCACUCUUAACGGUGCGGUAGAACAAAUGUACACUGAGAUGGCUUCUCGUCACAGAGUGAGGCAUCCAUGCAUUCAGAUCAUCAAGACAGUCACCAUACCUGCCAAGCUCUGCAAGAGGGAAAGCACCAAGCAGUUCCACAAACUCCAAAAUCAAGUUCCCUCUGGUUUUCAAGAAAAUUAGGCCAUCUGCAAGGAAGCACAAGACUACAUAAAAGGCAACAAGGCCCAACUUGU